AUGGCUUUCCUUUCGCUCCUCUCUCUCUCUCUUCUGGUUUUAAACCUGGCUGCCGCGGUACCGACUAAGAUUCAAGAUCGAUAUUAUCCACAAAGCGAUGGAAAUCCUCUGCAGGUUGGAGUAGCGUUAUGCUAUACUGGCAGCCAAUUCCCCUCAAUCGACCAAUGGCUUUCGUUCAAUGAGCUAUUCGAAUUAAACAAACAGAUAAUGUUGAUGUUCAACAGCCAAGAGGAAGUGAGCGUUAUUCGGCGAUCUAUAGAAGAGGCUGCCGAAGCAUCUGGUCUUGAUAGCCGAAUCAUCCUCGCGGUCAUGAUGCAAGAAUCCAAUGGGAACGUGCGCACGUCAGCGGGUGAUGGUGUAACUCCAGGCAUCAUGCAAGCUCUUGGAAGCCCGGACUGCUCAGGCAGCGCCUGGGGCAAAUGCGACCCGUCAACGAUUCGAAAUAUGGUCAUGGCCGGUGUCUUUGGCACUGGCAGGACUGAGGGGCUUGCAGCAUGUUUCAAAAGAUAUGGCCAUGCAUAUGGUCCCAUGUUGCGUUGCUACAACAGCGGGAGCGUUCCCGACCUUUCAGACUUGUCUAAGGUCAAAUAUGGGACUCCGGGCUACGUUAGUUUCGUUGCUAAUCGGUUGGAGGGCUUCCAGCCACGGAGGGAUUGCGGCUUUGGAGCUGGAAUUCCGUCACUUGGAUAUUGA
Molecule: messenger RNA, 693 nt
Organism: Paracoccidioides brasiliensis Pb18
Exons: 3
Coding region: 1-693 (230 amino acids)
Source: RefSeq, a predicted model, not a curated record